Molecule: messenger RNA, 1383 nt
Organism: Quercus lobata
Lineage: Eukaryota; Viridiplantae; Streptophyta; Magnoliopsida; Fagales; Fagaceae
Exons: 1
Coding region: 1-1383 (460 amino acids)
Molecular function (GO): catalytic activity
Source: RefSeq, a predicted model, not a curated record
AUGAUCCGCCUGAUAAGAUGGACCUUGAGGGAGGAGGCUUUGACCCAACCUCCUGCUGAUGAGUGCCUUUCUUCCCCUCACUAUCUCAUGAUGAAUAUAAUCAUUUGGAAUUGCAGGGGGGCCCGAAAGCCUUCCUUUCUCCCCAAUGCUAGAGACUUGAUUGUUGAUCAUGACCCUGCCAUCAUGGUGAUCAUGGAGACUCGGAUUGGUGGAGAUAGAGCAAAAGAAAUAACAGAUAGGCUUCCCUUUCAGGGAGCUAUCCACACGGAGACAAUUGGCUACGUAGGAGGAUUAUGGUUGCUUUGGAAUACUGACAGAGUGGAAGUUACUAAUCUCACCGGUACGGAGCAAGAGAUUCAUGCCAGUGUGAAGGUAAAAUCUUCAAACCUUUACUGGUUAUUUACUGCUGUUUAUGCAAGUCCAAGAUUCAGAGAGAGACGUUUACUUUGGAAUAAUCUUAAAUAUGUUUCUAGUAUUCAUAAUUUGCCUUGGAUAAUUGCUGACGAUUUUAAUGAAUUGUUGUCUAGUGAAGAAAAGUUUGGUGGUAGGCCUAUCAGCCUAUAUAGAGCUAAUUUAUUUAAGGAAUGCUUGGACUCUUGCAACAUGGCAGAUCUUGGAUUCCAAGGGCCGAGGUUCACCUGGACCAACAAGCAAGACAUAACAACCCUCAUUCAAGGGAGACUAGACCGAUUUUUUGCAAAUCCAGAUUGGUGUGUUAUGUAUCUUGAAGCUCAGAUAACCCAUCUUACUAGGUGCUCCUCUGACCAUUGCCCGGUUUUGCUUGAGCUACAACCUCAGAGCAACUUCAGGCUUCCAAGGCCCUUCAGGUUCCAAAGCUUUUGGUUGUCAGACCAAACAUUCCCAACUGUUGUUCGAAAUGCAUGGUCUAGCAAUGAAAAUUUAUUUGAGGCUACCUCCAAAUUCUCCAGAGAUGUUGCUGAUUGGAACCAUACACAUUUUGGCAAUAUUUUUGCAAAAAAGAGGAGAACUGUGGCCAGGCUGAAUGGUGUCCAAAAAGCCAUGGUGACUAGACCGAACACCUUUCUUAUUACCCUGGAAAGAAAGCUGCUUUUGGAAUUGGCUUUGGUGAAUAGCCAAGAGGAGGAAUUAUGGGCGUUGAAGUCUCGAAUAAAUUGGAUGACCCAAGGUGAUCGUAAUACAGCAUUCUAUCAUAUGUCUACUCUCAUCAGGAGGAAGCAUAAUAAAAUUCUAAACUUGAAGGAUAAUCAAGGAGAAUGGAUUACCAAUAUUCAUGCUGUCAUGGAGUUUGUUCGCAGUAGUUGUAUUACUCUGUUCUCUACGGACCUUGUUGCAGCUCCUAGAGAGGUUCCCCCUUUUGAGUAUAUCUGCCACAAAUCUCUGAGACUGAAGCUCAGGUGCUAA